Molecule: messenger RNA, 1830 nt
Organism: Fibroporia radiculosa
Lineage: Eukaryota; Fungi; Basidiomycota; Agaricomycetes; Polyporales; Fibroporiaceae
Exons: 9
Coding region: 1-1830 (609 amino acids)
Biological process (GO): DNA replication; DNA recombination; DNA repair
Cellular component (GO): nucleus
Molecular function (GO): DNA binding
Source: RefSeq, a predicted model, not a curated record
AUGGCUCAUCAACUCACUGGCGGGGCGUGUAUACGCCUCAAUGAACCUAUUGGCGGCGAUGAUGAGCUCUUCAACAUGCGCCCUACCGUACAGUUUCUCUCUUUCAAGAAGGUCGUCCCGGCACCUGGCUCUUCCGCUACAGUCGACCGCUACCGUGUCAUCAUCUCCGACGGGGAACAUUUUCUUCAGGCGAUGCUGGCCACUCAGCUGAACCACCUCGUGGAAGACGAAAAGAUCACCAAGCAUUCGAUUGCCACGAUUGAAAAGUUCACCUGCAAUCUCGUGCAGGACAAACGCCUUCUCAUUAUUUUGUCCCUACAAAUCGUCGCAAAAGACUCGUCCAAGAUAGGGAACCCCACGCCUAUACAAUCGCCUUCUGGUCCUAAUGCUGCUGGCGCUCUCCCUCAGAAAACUGCGCCAGCUGCAUCCACGUCGACUAUGACAGCACGCCCUCCUCCUGCUGCGCUAGCACAGCAGCCUCCACGUCAGCAGACUCGCAACGGGCGCAACACCGUCUACCCGAUCGAAAGCUUGAGCCCUUAUCAGAACCACUGGAUGAUCAAGGCUCGCGUCAGCCAAAAGUCGGACGUCAAAACAUGGUCUAACCAACGCGGAGAAGGCAAGCUGUUCAGCGUCACGUUGAUGGACGAGACCGGAGAAAUCAAGGGCACGGGCUUCAAUAACGCCGUUGACGAACUGUAUGACAAGUUCCAGGAGGGUAAGGUGUACUUUGUUUCGAAGGCCAGGGUCAACCUCGCGAAGAAGAAAUUCUCCAAUGUGCAGAACGAAUACGAGUUGACGUUCGAGCGCAACACCGAGGUUGAGGAGUGCCACGAUGUGACGAACGUGCCUACGGUUAGGUAUAAUUUUGUCGAUAUAGGCAAGUUGAGUGAGAUCACAAAGGACUCGGUUUGCGAUGUUAUCGGUGUCGUAAAGGAUGUGGGCCAGCUGGGAGAGAUCACCUCCAAAACCACUAACAAGACGGUGUCUAAGCGAGAUCUGACCCUAGUUGAUCGCUCUGGCUUCUCCGUUCGUCUUACGCUUUGGGGAAAGCAGGCUGAAACUUUUGUUGCGGAGGAUCAGCCUGUGAUCGCCUUUAAAGGCGUAAAAGUGGGCGAUUUCGGCGGUCGCACGCUCUCCAUGUUCAGUUCUAGCACGAUGCAGGUCAACCCUGAUAUUCCGGAUGCUCACGCUCUGCGCGGAUGGUUCGAUGCUGCCGGCGUGGAUCAGAACUACCAAGCGCAGUCUAGUUCCGGCGGCGGCGGAGGCGGCUCCUAUGGCCAAUUCGAACGCGCCGAAAUUCUUCCCGUGAACACGGUCAAGGAGCGAGAGAUGGGCAUGUCGGAUAAACCCGAUUUCUUUUUGUGUCGUGCGACGAUCAUGCAUCUGAAGACGGAAAAUAUUGCGUAUCCAGCGUGCCACACAGAUGGCUGCAAUAAGAAAGUCAUCGAGGGACACGACGGCUGGCGCUGUGAGAGAUGUGACCGAUCGUGGGAGAAGCCCCAGUAUCGGUACAUUGUGUCGCUUGCUGCUGCAGAUUAUUCAGGUCAGGCAUGGCUGCAAGGUUUCAAUGACGCGGGUCAGGUUAUUUUCGACAGCAAGAGCGCAGACGAAGUCGUCGAAGUGAAAGAUCGUGAUGACGUUGCAUUCAACAAGAUCGUGGAGCAGGCCAUGGGCAAGACGUACAACUUUGUGUGCAGAGCGAAGCAGGAGACUUUCAACGAUUCGACCCGUAUCCGAUACAGCAUUCAACGCAUCUUGCCUGUGAGCUACAAAGAAGAGGGAGCGUAUUUGGCUAAUCUCUUGCGUCGCUCCGAUUGGGCUCGUUGA